Molecule: messenger RNA, 1193 nt
Organism: Mycetomoellerius zeteki
Lineage: Eukaryota; Metazoa; Arthropoda; Insecta; Hymenoptera; Formicidae
Exons: 6
Coding region: 376-1104 (242 amino acids)
Source: RefSeq, a predicted model, not a curated record
ACUAAAUUGGUUACGUGUUUAUCCAGUAACGAAACAAACGAGCAAUUAUGUGAUAGUUCCGUCAGUUCCGCCAUUACUAAUGCCCAGGAAUACAGAUAUUCGGCAAUAGACUCUAAGCACUAUCAGCGAAAGUCUUUAAAGUAUAUCCGUCUCUUAAUUCACGUCGACAACGUAACGGAGGCAUUUUAUCGCGGAAUGUGAAGACAUCCAUCUGAUGCUCGAUAAAGGAUCACCCCUCCCAUUGCUGAGGAUCUCGUUUCCGUGGAGCGAAAGAUUGCAUGCUGUACUGCCCAUGCUUUAUGUUUGCUCGGAAAUUCAUGUAAGAGAAGAGAAUCGAGAAUUACGUCCGUGAUAAAAAUUACUCUUGCAUACGCAAUGCCAGUGAACGAACCGGAUGAGGAAAUUUUUGAAAGAGAUCAAUCACAGUAUCAGGUUGUUAAUAGCGCACGUCACGAAGAAAAUGACAGAAUGCUAGCAAAACAGGAAGUAAUCAACGAGAACGGCGAAACCUGGAUAUCUCCGAUUUCCGAAACGAUAACAGAUUCUGCUGGUACUCGACGGAUUAGCCCAUCAAGAACAAAGAAAUUACCGGAGUUAUCUCGAACGACAUCGAGGACGGAAGCCGUUAGGCAAGAUGUCAGGAGGUUGAAGAGCGCCACGUUGGAUAGAAUGGGGAAGAUGUUUAGAGCGCGUACGCCUGCUGUGGGAAGGUCUUUUUUAGGUUUGAAUACUAAUAUGACAAGCGUAGAAGAUUAUAACGAAAAAGCAUCGAGGAGAGAAAAAACAAACUCUUUGGGAAGAAUGUUUAAGCUUGUCGACAAAGAUGGUUCGCCCAGGAAGCUUUUUGUCCAUCCCCGAGCCGGAUCGCUGAGUCGUAUACUACGUAGACAUCCUCAUAAUGAGAACAAUGGAAUUAUCGAUAAACCUGCGGAAGACACUGGACGUGGAAUUCUCUCCAGAAUGCUCAACCAACUGAGAGGUCGUCCCGUGAGCGGAACUACCACUAAGCCUGAUGAAGACAAGCGCACAUACAACAAACUUAAUUCUUCAUUAGAAUUGUCAUCAGAAAUGCCAUUAAAUUCAAAGACUACUAAUAUUAUGUAGGCAUUAUUAAUGUCUAUAGAAUCCGCUCGUUUCUUGGGAGACAUUUGUAUUAAUCUUGACUUCAUUGUAAUAAAAUUUAUUUUUAAUUA